GUACACGCGCGUGCACGUGCUGGCGGGAAGAUGUCAACGCGCCAUUCUUUUGCACGUUCCAGCAUGUGGUUGUCGUUAAAACGGCAGACGAGUGACCAUAAAAAAAGCCGAGCUUGUUCAGCACAGCCAAUUUCUUCCUCAAGGGCCCCCACAAUACUACCGAGAGCGCUGCCGUGCGUAACAAAUUAAUGUGCGUGUGAGAGAGAGAGAGAGAGAGAACUGGAGGAGGGGGACGGAAGAGAAGAAUCGUCUUAAAAAUGGCGUCUUGUGAAGAAAAGGGGCCAAAAUAGCUUUGGUGUGGUGGGCUUGCGUAUUGGAGCUGCUGAGGAACGUGGAGCUGAGCGCGGGAGACAAUAGACAGUAUGGGGAGGAGGUACUCCUGGCUGCUGUGACCCCCUCCUCCUCCGCCUCCUCCUCCACUCGCUCCUUCUCCUCCUCCUCCCUCCAUUCCUCCCAGUCUACAGGCUCGUCAAGCAGAGAAAUAAACAGAAGCGAGCGCAAAGAGAAGGAAGAGAGGACAUUCCUCCCCUCCCCUGUCUCUCUCUCUUUCUCUCUCUCUCUCUCCCCCCUACCCCCCCACCCCACUCGUACUAUCUGCUGCCCAUCUUCAUCCAGGCAGCAUCCCUUUUUUUUUUUUUUUUUUAAAUUUUUCAUGGAGAGGAAUUAUCCUGCAGCCGGCUUCGGAGAUCUCGGCUCUGGGACGGGAUGGAGUUACGACAGAUCGGCCAAAGCAAGCCUCAUGUACGGGAGUGCCGGCUCAUCACACCCCGACUCCGAGCUGCUCCACCGGCAAGCCUAUGGUACCCCACACCCCCUCCAGAGUUAUGCAACCAAUCACCACCCGGGAGGCUCCAGACAGGGUGGGGCCUGGGGUGGACGCACAUUGGGCCUUUCCGGUCUGUUUGACGCCAGUCUCCACCACUCGGGCCCCUCGGGUCCCGAUCCAUCCGUCAUGAAUCUGAUUUCAGCUUUAGAUUCCCGUGGUCCACAGCCCCCACCCUCUGCUUCUUCCCUCCUCACGCAAUUCCGCACUCCCUCUUGGCAGACUGCAAUGCACACACCGGCCCCAACAGAGCUCUUUAUUUCAGGAGCUCUUCCGGGUUCCGGCUCCUUCCCCUCCUCAUCAGCCCUUUCCGCAUACCAGCAUCCUGGCUCUUUUUCUGGACGCUCCUUCACUCCUUCAUUAUCCCUCCAGGACACCCCCACCUUUAGUCCAAGUUCCAAUGGUUUGUUGUCCCCUCACGAUCCCCUGCUUCACAUUAAAACCUCCUCCCAGUCCAGCUUGGGAUUUGAUCGCCUGCUGUCUUCCCAGAGUAGCGCCUACCGGAGCUCGCAGGAGCUAGCGCCAAUGGCGCAAAACCAUGCCCCGCCCAACUCCUCCAGUUGCCACCUGCCCCCUCCCCAGUUUAACCUACUGUCGUCCCAACUUCACAACCAGUCCUCUCAGCUCUAUAAUGCCUCCAUGUUUUCCUCUACCCCAGCCCUGAUACCCACAACCCCUCCACACGAGAGGGCAAUUCCCCGUCAAGAUACCGUUAUAAAACAUUACCAACGUUCCUCCCCGGUUCAUUCCACUCCACUCCCACUCCAGCAAUAUCUCAGUUGCGGCGGGUCAAUGGGCUUUCAGCAAAUGCCCAGCCAACACCGUCAUCCCGGUAUGUCCUGUAGUUCCUUAGAGGAGCACAGUCCACCAUCAGAUCCCAAACCCUCAUUACAGUCCGAGUCACAACGGUAUCAACCCAAUAUUCAAACACCCUACACCUCUUCUUCCUCCAGCUUGGCCUCCUCCUCCUUAUCUGGCUCGAAAGAAAACAAGAGCUCCACAAGUGGCAACUCCUCAUCAAAUUCAACAUCAUCCUCGUCGCGAACCUCACAGACCCCGCCGACGGCUUCGUCCAGCUCCUCUUCAGCAUCUUCAAACCCCAAAACAAGCACCGGCACCUUGUCCGCCCCCUCUCGUCAGCAGCCCCCACCUCAACCGGUACCGGUACCGCCUCCUUUGCCGGUGGUGUCAUCAGCCCAGUCAGCUCCCAAAGCCCGCCUCUCAGCUUACGGUUCUCCACCAGGGUCUAAAUCGAGCACAAGUCUACCGGGCCAGACCCCUCCCCAGCCACAAGCCCAGUCAUACUCUCCUAACCAGCCAGCAUCGACUCACAUGUCUCAGUCUUGCGCUAGCUUUGGUUCCCCGAAUCCGAGAGACAUCAAUUCUGGAGCAGGAGGGAAUGGAGGGAAGGCUUACACUGAUUUAGGCUCAGGCGGGCGCUCAUUCUCAGCAGAAAUUGUCUUUGGGGACUCGAGCUUUAGUUCAGCUUCUCACAGAAGAGCAGAAAGUCCUUCUGUAGGGUAUGGAAAUGCUGCGGGAUCAACAGGAAGUGGGGCGUCUGGAAUUUCCUCACUUGAUACUGGACUUGGAUCUGCAGGUUCCGGAAGCGCCAGUGCUGCCAGUGGAGGCGGCAACUCGUACCACUUGAAUGAGUCCAGUCCCGCACCUUCUAUCGGUUCUACUGUGCCCCACCCCGGGUUGCACUCUCCUGCUUCUGCACGACCCGCACAAUCCCCUGGAAGUUCAGGAGCCAGCAAAUACCUCCCCUCCAUGCUCUCCCCCGCAUUCAUGGCAUCGUCCCAUCACAUGAACGAAACACACCAACAGCCCUACCACUCGACUCCGCCCAAACCAAAAGCACAGAGCAACAUCCUUGGAGGCGAGCGCUCCCAAGAGGAGGAAGAUGACGAUUUCCUCAUCCAGCAAUUACUCCACACACAAAGUUCAACUUCUCAUUCCGCACAGCAUCAUCAACCGUCUCUGCACAGAUCCCAACUCCCAUUAUCCGAAGACGCAGACGCUAAGGGAGUGACUUAUGACAUGAACAAGAUCUCCGAGGAGCGUUACCACCUUCACAGUGUCAUUCGUACGAAUAGCGCUGGCACUCCGGAGCCCGAAACAUCUAUCGGUGAAGUAACGAGUGGGUUGAGUAGUCAACUGGAAAUAUCACAGAAGAAGCAACAACAGACCAAGUCUGACUUACCCAUCCCGAAAUCCGCUUCCGAAGGGGUCACGGACUCUCUUUCCCAUACGAACCACUCGCAUCAAUCAGAACACGACUCCCUGGGUUCUGUUGGUCAUUACGCAAGAGGGGACCCCUACACGCAGCACCCGCAUUCCCACCAUAUCUCCCACCUGUCACCCCAUUCUCAAAGCCAACAACAGCUCUCUCAGUCUCAGCAAAAUCAUCCUCACUCGCAUCCUCACAUGGAGUUAAAAAAGGCUUCCGAUGGGACGGAUAGUUCCUACUUGUGCAAUACAACAGACGUGCGACAAAACCAGGCUUCGCACCAGAUGAUGAACUCGCCGCCGGAUUGUCCUCAGCAAGCUCAGAUGCUGCAUUCUGUCAUGUCGCGGACUAAAAUGGACCCCCAGCAAGCACAGCAGCAACAUGCCUUGAGCCAGCAAGAGAUGAUGGGAUCAUCUCGUGGAGCAGGGCUGGCAGGGGUGGAUUCCCAUACGCAGAAUCAGUCCUCGCAGUUGCAACUCCAGCUACAGAAUCAGACUUUGGAUACACGCUAUAGCCUGGGAGCAGCGAGAGAGCAAAGCCGAAUCAACCAGAACUCCACGUUAGAUAUGAUGGACCAGCGUCUUUCGCAGUCAAGGAGCAGAGAUGGUGGAGGAGGCUCUCUGUCGUUAGAUAGACACGGCAUCAGGAUUGGUGCAGAAGGUGACGUUGUUGCUGGGGAAAGACAUAGACAACAGCACAGUCUGUCAUCCCACCACCAUCCUCAACCAACGGAGCUUCAUGGCUUCCUGUCGGAACCAGACAUGGGGUUACCCGCCACCUCCCAUUUCCACCAUGUCAACCCAUCUCAGAGCCACGCACAGCAUCAACACCAAGCGCACAGUCACCAUCAACUUUCCCAUUUAGCUCAUCCGCAGGCACAUCGGAUGGCAGCAAACGUAGGAACCCCUCAACAACUCCAACAGUCCCAACCCAGAGAGCCGGACAACCAUCUGUCGCACACCCAGAUGGAGCCGCUGAAGCAACAUCAGUAUGACACCGUUAGCCCUGGUGGAAAAACAAGACUGAAUCCAAAUCAGCAACAGGAGCAGUUUACGUCUUUAACGUCAAUCUGCUUUUCGGACUCGCUCUUAAAUGAUGAAGACAGGACUUUCUUUCCAGGAAUGGAUGAGAUGUUUUGCUCAGCAAACUAUAAGUCCAGUUGCGCUGGAAAUUCAGUGACGGGACAGACUUCUCAAGAGGACGUUACCCAAGCUCGUGGGCAGGAGGGCAUGGAUGUCCUUAAAACAGGAGAUGGUGGACAACGUUACGGUCUGGUCGGUCAUCACGGAGAUCAAGGCUACGGACAAUAUUGUCACGCUCUCUCCGGAUCUGGAAAUACAAAUCUGAAUUUAGACCUUGACUCGAUGAAGACCCACGAUCUGCCCUCAACUGUGAAUACCGAUCAACUGGGCCUUAUACAGACGCAGACCCCUGCGUUGGGAUUGAAUCCAUCCGCUCAAGAUAAAAUGAGCGGAUCUGUGGAAGUCGUCGGCGCUUCGAGCAAUCCUGGUCUGACCUCGGCCAUUUUUUGCUCAUCCCGACCCAAGAAAAUGCUCAAAACCAGCAGCUCCUUUCAUUUGCUGAAACAGCGGCGCGAGCCCCAAACUCUCACCAAGAAAAAUUACGCGCAAGAGUACGAAUUUGAAGACGAUGAAGAUAAAGCCGACGGUCCGGCCGAUAUACGUCUAAACAGUCGACGCCUUCCCGAUCUUCUCCCUGACUUGGUUUCUAGUUGUCGAAAGUCUAGCGGUACACCCGGAGUCGGCGGGCUCAGUCCCCUGAUGGCUGACAUGGACUUCUGCCACCCGUCCACUUAUUCUUCCCUCGGGCAUUCUCAAGCACUCCUCCCCCAGGACGGCCCAAAGAAAAGAGGGAGGAAACCCACCAAACCCAAACGUGAAGGCCCUCCUCGCCCUAGAGGAAGACCACGAAUACGCCCUCUUCCGGAGCCUUCUUACUGCCGAGGCCUGAUGGGAUCAGCGGCUGGAGAAAGUCGACGGGGUCGCGGGAGGGGGAGAGGUCGAGGUAGGAGGGAGGAAGGACACGUGGAAAUCCAUCAAGAUAUGAAUAAAGGACGCAACCUCCCGUAUCAGCAUCAACAACCGCAGCAGCAGCAGCAGCAGCAGCAGCAGCAGCAGCAGCACUUCAGCCACGCGCAGCAUCUCCAACAGCAUCCACACGGACAACAGCUGGACCACCACCUUCAUAUAUCGCAACAUCUUUUGCAUCAUCACGUGCCCCCCUCCCACCACCCGAUACAUCACCAACAACAGCAACACAAUUUCCAACAACAGAUGCAGCAACCGGCCCAACAGCUGCAACAAGAUCCAGGCAGCCCUGUCAAGGUCGCUCUCCUGGGUUCCGCCAUGCCCCCGUCGCAAUCGUUGCUGAGGACCGAUUCACUGUCCAGCACCGAUCCAGCUCUGUCUGACGGAUCCAUGGGGUCAGCCCCAUCACUGGGCCCCAGUCCUGGACCCAGUGCCAAUAUGGACAACAGCAGAAAUGAAAGAAAUCAGACGCGGGACAAGAUGCAUCAUGAGAAUUCUGGAGAGAUUAGGUGGAAGAAAGAAAUGGAAGAUCCGUUGAACCCCGAAGCCUGGGGAGCUAUGCAGAAACUCUCCAAUUCUGUGGACGAGAAAGCAUUCGACUUUAAACCUGGCUUCAUGUCAUCCUUUUUGGACUUCUUGAAGACGGGCAAAAAACAGCCAGGCCUCCAACUGGUAGAUGACAGGUGUGAAGAGGAAAGCAUGGACACGUGUUCCUCUCUGAAAGGUGGGAUCAGACCCAUAACUCCCACCCCGCCACUAUCGCCGCAGCAGCCCUUCGGCGAGGAGACCCGGGGAGGCCAGGGGGUGGACUUAGCUCUCGGUAGUUGCCCCAGUCCUUGUAAACCUCUGGAUGACGAACUGAAAGAGAACCUGGAGGCCCUGCCGUCGUUCUCCUCUGACGAAGAAGACUCGGUCAGUAAAAACCAAGACUUGCAGAAAAGCAUCUCGUCCGCCAUCUCCGCCCUUUACGACACUCCUCACUCUCUGGCUGCCGCUAUGGCCUCUGCGAUGGUGAAAGUACCUUCGACUACAUCUCCCCCAACCCCGCAGGAGCCCGCGCUCAGCCCCUUGCCUCCCGCCGUUCCUCCCCUGGUCACCGCUAUGGCUAACGGUGAAGUGGGAAUGCUCACGUACAAUCAACUUCACGCUCCGGAGGAGAACCGUUUCGUCUCCUCGCAGCCCAACAGAGAAGAGGAAGAGGAGAGCCAAAGUGAGACAACGGGAGAACACAGGGAGGACGAAGAAGGGGGAGGAGGGGAAACAACCACCGAGGAAGCUCUGGAAGAGCUGAAGAAAGACGACAGAGCUUCUGAAAGACAGAGGUCAGAGGCUUCCAAAGUUGAAGAUUCCUCAUCAGGCCCGUCGCUGGCUCCGGCUCCACUGUCAGCAUCAGCCUCUGUUUCUCCUUCACCACCCACCUACUCUUCACCCUCGCCGCUCCCUCCCGCACGUCUGUCUGUCUCCGCAAAGUCCCCGGCGCCGAUCCAGCAGGAUGAAGAGGUGGAUGCUUCUUCUCCUCCCUGUAAACAGCAGCAGCAGCAGCAGGUUUCCUACCAAGCAGCUCCAACUGCGGGCACCUCGCCACCCCCCUCCACCUCCCCUCCCGCCUUCCCAUCGCCGCCUCUCUCCAACCUUCCUCAGAGUCACUCCAUCGCCCCUCCGUCCACCACACCUCCCCCAUCGUGCUCUGACCACGACCAAGAACCCGAAGCUGGGCAGGCUUCUCCUCCCUCCUCCUCCUCCUCUUCUUCGUCUUCUUCACCAUCCGUUUCUUCAUCGCCACCUCCGUCCCCACCCACCCCAGAAGAAGCCCCGGCAUCCCAGCGACUCACCGCCCUGCACCUGGCCAAGAAACAGGCCGACGCUGCCAUCGCAGGGGAAAGCGAGGCGGAGGACAGUGAGAGCGGAGGCGAGGGGAUCUUCCGCGAACGGGAUGAGUUUGUUAUCCGAACAGAGGACAUCGGGACGCUCAAGAUGGCUUUGCAGACGGGUCGGGAGCCGCCGCCGAUCUGGAGAGUGCAGAAAGCCUUGCUCCAAAAAUUCAGCCCGGAGAUCAAGGAUGGUCAAAGGCAGUUCUGCGCAACCAGUAAUUAUCUGGGUUAUUUUGGUGACGCUAAAAUGCGAUACCAGCGUUUGUACGUGAAGUUCCUGGAGAACGUCAACAAGAAAGACUAUGUCCGAGUAUGUUCCAGAAAGCCGUGGCACAGAACCGGUCUGACUUUGAGGCGGCAAACGCUCCCGAAACAACUCCCCACCCCACCGCGAGUGGAGAGAGACGACAGGGACAAGGAGAGACCCAAAGACAAGGAGCUGAAGGACAAGAAAGAGCAAAAGGAACGAGAGCGCAAGGAAAGGUUGGAGAGGGAGAAGAGAGAAAGGCACAGGCAGGAAAAGGAGAGUGAGCAAAAUGAAGACGACCAUCGGGCGAAAGAACAAGACAAAGCAGCAGCGCCCCUCAAACGGCAGAGUGAGCAGAGAGAAGAACAGGACAAGGAGACCACAGAACCCCAGCGGGAGCACAAAGAGAGAGAAAAGUGGAGCAGGGAACUCAGAGAGAGGGAGGAACAGGACAGGAAGCGACAAGAGGAAAAGGACCAACAGGGGAAGGAGCGCCUUCAAGCCAAAGAGAGACUUGCCCAAAAGGACAGACACAAAGAGACAGAAAAGGACUUGGCCAGAGGCAUAGCGGCCAGGGAGGUCAGGAGAGGUCAAGUUCAGUGCGUCAAGGAGGAAAACAGAGGAGUUGACAAGAAGAUGGUGCGCCACGCCAGAGGCAAGAGCACACUGGACAAGACGGAGGCUCCUCCCAAGAAGAGGAAGAAGUGGAUGAAGGAGUUGCCAUCCUCCUCCUCCGAAUCGGAUUCGUCUCUCCCCAGUGAAGACGAAGGUCCUCUGCGCGUUGGACUAAAUAGCCGGGCCAUGAGAGAGAUGUUUCGGAGCUACGUGGAGAUGUUGGUCAGCACGGCGCUGGAUCCCGACAUGAUCCAAGCCCUGGAGGACACCGACGAUGAGUUAUACUUACCACCCAUGAGGAAGAUUGACAGUCUGCUGAAUGAGCAGAAAAAAAGAUUGUUGAGGAGAGUCACCAUGAGUGCUCAGCACCAGGAGGCUCUUCAUCUCUUUCCUAAAAUGACAGCAGACCCGCUGGAAUCUGGAAGUGUCAAAGUUCGACUUGGUGGCGAGGGUUACAACCGCAAAACUCUCAACCGUUGCAAGAGGAGCAAUCCUAAGCAACAAGAUUUGAAGCUCUCCAUGGAAACAUGCCGUAUCUACAGUCUGUAUCAUUCCCUUCACCACUACAAGUAUCACACCUUUCUCCAUUGCAAGAAGGAGACGGACAGCAUCGAGCAGGCUGCGGACGACCCGGGCCAGGAGGAGGUGGUGCAGCAGUGCAUGGCCAACCAGAGCUGGCUUGAGAGGCUUUUUAAUUCCUUCGUGGAGUUGCUCAGCCUCAGUGGCAAAGCCUGAAUAACAACGUGUGUAUGGACCUGCAACAUGUCCAGACAGAACUCUGGACAGCAGAAGAAAGCCCCUGUUGAUAUAUUUGAAGAAGGUUUCAUUCAAAGAGGAUUAUUUCAAGAAAGAAAAAAAAAAAAAGAAUUUUUUGAAGGAUGUUUGGCGAGAAUUCGGUCAGCCACUAAGCCGCAUGGAAAUGAAUGAAGGCCAAACAAAAGAUAAAAACACAGUAGUUGCUAUUGAUAACCAUGCUUUGUAUCAUUUAUACAAUGACAUUUUUCAAAAAAAGAAAAGAUCAUCCUCAAGGGUUUGAUGGUUGUAAAUAAUUUGGGGGAUAUGUUUUAAAUGGGUAUAGAAAAAGAAAAAAAAUGGCCCACCUGUAGUGCUUUCUUCUUUCUCUCAGACCUACACAGAUAAAACAAAGUGACUAUGUAAUAGUCUCCUUGUUCCUACCUGCCUCUGUCUGAAAGCGGUUGAGAUUCAGGGGUAACGUAUUUCAAAUAACUUCUAUUCUCUUUUUUUUUGGGUGUGUGUUUGUUCUUCAAAAGACAACCACAAAGAGGUUUUAUUCCAGUAAAAAAAAAAUCUACUUCCGUCAAGGAA
Molecule: messenger RNA, 9160 nt
Organism: Syngnathus typhle (broad-nosed pipefish)
Lineage: Eukaryota; Metazoa; Chordata; Actinopteri; Syngnathiformes; Syngnathidae
Gene: prr12b
Product: proline rich 12b
Exons: 16
Coding region: 653-8569 (2638 amino acids)
Source: RefSeq, a predicted model, not a curated record